CGAGUUGCCCGCAUCCCUCUCGACCCCAGCCCUUCCCCGCCAGCGCCCCGCGCUGCGCAUCAAGCCACCAUGGCGCGCUCGUCCUCGCCCCUGGCCGCCGUGGCGUUGUGCCUCGCGGGCGUUGCCGCGCUGCUGGCAGGCGCCCCAGCCUUCGUGCCCGCCGCCCUCGGCGGCGUGGGCGCGGAGGCCGCCGCCCGCCCGCAGCAGCUGCGCCACGCCGCCGCGGGCGCCGCCCUCGGCCUGCCGCUGGCAGCGACGGCCGAGACGCCGAUCCCGGAGCCCGUGCUGGGCAUCGGCUUCCUGUCGGUGAUCGUCGUGAUCGUUCUCGUCGUCACCGGCCUGGUCGUGGCGCGUGGGCUCAUCGCGGACGACGAGGAGGACAGCGGCCUUUGAUCGACAGGAGGUGCAUUGUUAGUGAGGGGGCUCUUUCAUCCCCCG
Molecule: messenger RNA, 438 nt
Organism: Prorocentrum cordatum
Lineage: Eukaryota; Dinophyceae; Prorocentrales; Prorocentraceae
Source: the annotation of a GenBank genome assembly